CGGUCUUGACGCCGGCGGUGCGUCAGGCUCAGUCCGGUCUGGCUCUUGUUGAAUCCGCUGUGUCUCUCGGUUCUUCGCUGCGGCGGAGAAAUAAGAUGCGGAGCAGCGGCGGAACCGGAGCCCGUGACCCGGAUCAGUCCAGAACCAGAGCCAGGCUAGCUGAAUCCUCCGGCCCGGCACGGCUCGGCUCGCAGACGGCAUGACCGCAGUAGCGGCAGCGGUGGAGGAGAGAGCGACAGAGACAGACUCCAGCCGCUGAUAGAGGCAGCUAGCCGGGCAGCUAACAGCGCGAUGACCGCGGAGGGAAGCGGCACGAUCCGCAGCCGCAUCAAGAACCUGCUGCGCUCCCCGUCCAUCAAACUGAGGAGGAGGAGCGGCGCCGCGCGGCACAAAGAGGACCUCAGCGACAAGGUGACCUUGGAGAAGGUGCUUGGUAUAACAGCUCCAGGGAACCGAGCGCUGGCCUGCGACCCCCGGACCGGACUGUUGGCUUAUCCUGCCGGGUGUGUUGUCGUCCUCCUGAAUCCUCGGAAGAACAAACAGCAUCACAUCUUCAACAGCUCCAGGAAGGCCAUCACCACGUUGGCUUUUUCUCCAGAUGGGAAAUAUGUUGUUACAGGAGAGAGCGGUCACAUGCCGGCGGUGCGGGUGUGGGAGGUGUCAGAGCGUCUCCAGGUGUCUGAGCUGCAGGAACAUAAAUAUGGCGUCUCCUGCGUGGCGUUCUCUCCCAAUGGAAAGUACAUCGUCAGUGUGGGAUACCAGCACGACAUGAUGGUGAACGUGUGGAACUGGAAGAAAAACAUCGUCGUUGCAGCCAAUAAAGUUUCCAGUAAAGUGACGGCCGUCUCCUUCUCAGAUGACAGCUCCUACUUUGUUACCGCCGGCAACCGCCAUGUCAAGUUCUGGUAUCUGGACCACGGCAAGACCUCCAAGGUCAACGCCACUGUCCCGCUGCUGGGGCGUUCAGGGCUGCUGGGAGAACUCAGGAACAACUUCUUCAGUGAUGUGGCAUGUGGGCGGGGCCGACAGGCCUCCUCCACCUUCUGCAUCACCUCCUCGGGUCUACUGUGCGAAUUCAACGACCGGCGACUCCUCGACAAGUGGGUGGAGCUCCGGAGAGUCGACUCUGCCUCAACCUCUCAGGCCACCUGUCUGUCCGUCACAGACGAGUUGAUCUUCUGUGGGUGUUCUGACGGGACGGUUAGAGCUUUCAGCCCCGUCAACCUGCACUUCCUCUGCACUCUGCCCCGCCCACACUUCCUGGGAGCUGACAUCGCCAGUAUGGUGGACGCCAGCCAGCUGUUCUCCUGCAGGUCGGAGGCUCGGUACCCAGACACGGUGGCGGUGACCUACGACCCCACUAACCGCUGGUUGUCCUGCGUCUACAACGACCACAGUGUUUAUGUUUGGGACGUCCGAGACCUCAGAGACCCUCGCAGGGCGGGAAAACUUUACUCCGCCCUCUACCACUCCUCCUGUGUGUGGAGUCUGGAGGUGUACCCAGAGGGGGGAGGGGGAGGAGGAGGUGAGGUGCGUUUCCCCCCCGGCUCCUUCCUGUCCUGCUCGUCAGACAACACCAUCCGACUGUGGAACUUCGACGGACACAACGUCCUCAACAGGAACAUCCUGAGCCACGACCUGCAGAAGGUAAUUUACGUGGACGAUAACGUAACGAGCCUCCUGGACACGGAGAGCAUCACAAUCGCCGGGGGCAACACAGAGAAGGCGGGGUCAUCGGGCUCAGAGGGGCAGCAGACUGACCAGAGCCGGGCGGGCAUUAGGACCCUGAGAGUCAGUCCUGAUGGACAGCACCUGGCCUCUGGAGACCGCAUGGGGGUUCUCAGGAUCCAUGACCUGGACAGUAUGGAGGAAAUCCUGAAUGUUCAGGCUCAUGACUCAGAGAUCCUCUGCCUGGAGUUCUCCAAAGCAGACACUGGUCUCCAGUUAUUAGCCACGGCCAGUCGGGACCGUCUGAUCCACGUCCUGGAUGCAGGCAGGGAGUACAGUCUGGUUCAGACUCUGGACGAGCACUCGUCCUCCAUCACCGCCGUCAGGUUCGCAGCCAAUGAGGGGAAGGUGAGGAUGAUCAGCUGUGGAGCCGAUAAAAGCGUCUACUUCCGCACCGCUCAGCAGGUGGAGGGGGGGUUGGAGUUCACUCGGACUCAUCACGUCGUCAGGAAGACGACUCUGUACGACAUGGACAUCGAACCAACCAGGAAGUACGCAGCCGUGGGCUGUCAGGACCGCAGCAUCAGGAUCUUUAACAUCAGUAACGGAAAACAGAAGAAGUUGUAUAAAGGCUCUCUGGGAGAGGACGGCACUCUCAUUAAGGUGCAGAUAGACCCGUCGGGUCUCUACAUUGCCACUUCCUGUUCAGAUAAGAACAUCAGUAUAUUCGACUUCUACUCUGGAGAGUGUGUGGCCACCAUGUUCGGACACUCGGAGAUAGUAACAGGUCUGAAGUUCAGCAGUGACUGCAGACACCUGAUCACAGUGUCUGGAGACAGUUGUAUCUUUGUGUGGCGUCUCAAUCCAGAGCUGACCAUCAGGAUGAGGCAGCGACUCGCUGACCUCAGACCUCCCAGCAGCAAUCACAGUUCCCAGAAUGCACCUCAGCCAAGAGCGGUAAACCUCAGCAGGGAGGCGGAGUCUCCUCGUGUCGUCACCAUGUCGUCUGACAGCGACAAAGAGGAGGAAGAGGAGGAGGAGGAGGAGCUCAGAUGUCCUUAUAUGGGCACAGCAGGACGCCUGGAGGAGGAGACAGACGUGUGCGAUGAGAAAUUCAACUCUCUGGACUCUCAGUGCUGCAGGAAGGAGGCGUCGGGAGGUCGACUCCCCCGCCGUCGCUGGUCCAGGAGGACGGGCAGCGCCGACGGUGUCCUGAUGGUGAAGUCCAUGUUGGACCUGAGACUGCUGGACUCGUACUGCCCCGACAGACGGGAGGAGCAGCAGGAGGAGCAGGACGAGAUCUGCCCCCUUGAUGUUAAACCCACCCCUUGUAGCCCAAGGAGGAGGGGCCAGGUUGUGGAGGCGGGACUUCACAGGACCAAUCAGGAGCUAGGGAGCACCAUCAGUCUGCAGGUCACCACUGCAUGGGGGGAGGACGAUGAGGCAAGGACCAAUCAGAGGCCAGACUUCAUCCUGCUGUCCAAUCAGAGCCCGGACAGGGAGGAUCCAGUGCUGUAUCCUGACCAAUGGGAGGACAGACUGAGCCUGGCAGGCAGUGAGUUCCAGGUGAAGGAGGCGUGUCCUGCCGCUGCAGGUGGACGACAGGACAAACCCAGUCCAGACAGCGGCUGCUCACUGGGAUUCAGCUCCAGACUGUCCAGUCCAGACAGACCUGCAGGAGACGACUCAGAGCCCACUGAGCCUCUCAGUGUGGAUGGAAACUCCUCUGAGCUAGAGAUGGAGGAGGAGGAUGACGAGGACGGAGGAAGAGGAGGAAGAGGAAGAGGAGAUGUAGGAGGAGGAGGGGCAGGAGGAGGAGGAGGGGAGGUGGCGGUGUCACAGCAGGUCCCCCCGACUCCAGACCAGGAAGCUUUCCUGAAGGAGCACUUUGUCACGCUGGCCGACCUCUCGGCCUCAGGGAGUCCGAGCAGAGCGUCGCACAGCUCCAGUGAGAGUCUCAGCAUCUCCUCCAGGUUCCUCUCCCAGAAUUCAGCUGGAAGUCGAGCUGUGAUUCCUCUCCCAUCCCGGAGCAGCGGGGGAGGAGGACCAGGGGAGGUCAAGGCCCGUCCUCUGGUCUCUGAGGUCCGACCUCUGAUGGAGCAAAACCAGCACAGGAGCCACGACAGGAGGGUAUCAUGGAACCAGGACCAAACCCAGAAACAGAACCAGGACCAGACCUCCUCACUUCAGGACCAGAACAGAACCAACCAGGACCAAACAGAACCUCCUCAGGUCAGGAACCAGAUCCAGCAGGAUGACGAUCAGCUCCAGAGCUCGGUUCAGGAGGACGAGAGCUCCUUGGCUCUACAGGCCCAGCGGCCCUCCCCGCUGAAGAAGAAGAUCCAGACAUCUGUGGAGUCCAAAAGGAACCUGGGACCAACGGCCCGGGCCGCCGCCGCCCAUCUGAACCCGUCUGGACUCCGGAAGGCGCAGUCAGUCCAAAGCCUGCUGAGCGACACAGGUGACAUCUCUUUCUCCCAGUCGCCCUCUCGCCCGUCCAGAGAGGUCCCCGCUCAGCUGCUCCUCCCCCCUCAGCGUCCCACCACUCUUCCUUCCUCCCCCAGACGCCCCCCCUCAUCCACAAUCCCGCCCCCUCAGAGACCCAGCCCCGCCUCCCCCAGGUCCCCGCAGCAGGAAACGGCCGCCGCUCCGCCUAUGACCACACCGAGGAAGUCUUCGUCCUCCUCCUCGACGCCGUCGGCGCCGCGCUCCUACAUGAGCCCCACCGCCAGCUCCAUGGCCAAGAUGUCCCGCUCCGUCUCCGUGGGUGACGGACUCAACAUCACCGAACCUGCAGAGGAUCCUGCAGUGACAUCAUCAUCAUCAUCAUCAUCAGUGGUUACCUCCUCCAAUCAGGUCAAAGAGACGCCACCUCCUCUGGUUGCCGUGGUGGCCUCCAACGUAGCUCUGGCCACGCCCCCCCAUGCUGCAGUUGUCCCCGUUGUCGCCGCCUCUUCCUCGACUUCCUCUCUGGGUAACCAUGGUAACCAGACGGCCCCUCCCCCCCGUGGUCUCCAGGCUCGGGUCCCGGGCAGCAGCAGACCGCUGCCUGACAAACCCUCCCUCGCCUCCUUCUCACCAUCAUCCAAGACCGCUGCCACCUCCGCAUCUUCCUCCUCCUCCUCCUCCUCCUCGUCUUCCACGUCUCGGCCUCCUCCGGUCUCUGUCUCCCCCCUGGCUCCCCCCCAGCAGGAGGAGGAGCCUCCGACUACUACAAGUGGAAGUGCAGAGCAGAGGGACGACGCAGGUUUGGACUCUCCUCCUCCUCCUCCUCCUCCUCCUCUCGAUCCCUUCAUCCUGUCAUCUCUCCGUCUGGGCCCGGGACUCUGGCUCUGCCCCUCCUCCUCACCCUCCUCUUCAUCACUGAACUCCUCCUCCUCUCGCUCCGUACCGACGGACCAGCCAGUCAGUGUGGAGACCUGCAUGGCUCUGACCAAUGAGCUGCAGAGCUGCUUUAAGAGAGCCACACACCUGUACAGGAAGGUGAGCAGCUCCUCCACCGAUGACCCCGCCCCAGACCAGCGUCAGAUGGCCAUCCUCCUAUCAGAGGCCUUCCAGGCCAUGAGGGCGGAGCUAGACUCCCUGCCACUCAGUGCACCGAGCAUGCUGGGAGUGGAGGGGGGGCUGGGAGGAGUGGGGGAGGUGAAGACAGCGGCUCUGCUGGAGGAGUAUUCUCUGCUUCUGCUGCAGGCCGUACACAGGAGGAUCAACACCUCCACAUACUGACCCACUCCUCCUCCUCCUCCUCCUCCUCCUCCUCCUCCUCCUCCUCCUCCUCCUCCUCAUCGUCUCCUCCUCCUCCUCCUCAUCUCCUCCUCAUCAUCUCCUCCUCCUC
Molecule: messenger RNA, 5503 nt
Organism: Seriola aureovittata
Lineage: Eukaryota; Metazoa; Chordata; Actinopteri; Carangiformes; Carangidae
Gene: mapkbp1
Product: mitogen-activated protein kinase binding protein 1
Exons: 32
Coding region: 292-5394 (1700 amino acids)
Molecular function (GO): protein binding
Source: RefSeq, a predicted model, not a curated record